Amborella trichopoda is the source of this 1383-nucleotide messenger RNA. RefSeq names its product defective in cullin neddylation protein. Gene Ontology annotation, molecular function: cullin family protein binding; ubiquitin conjugating enzyme binding; ubiquitin-like protein binding. The record is from RefSeq and is a predicted model, not a curated record. NCBI's taxonomy places the organism in Eukaryota, Viridiplantae, Streptophyta, Magnoliopsida, Amborellales, Amborellaceae. Gene Ontology annotation, cellular component: ubiquitin ligase complex. Gene Ontology annotation, biological process: protein neddylation.
GGACAGGUCAGUUUAGAGGGAGAGAGAAAAAAGAGGAGAGAGAAACAAUAAGAGAGAGAAAGAGCAGCUGUGUAUUAAAAGCAAAGCAAAGGUAAGGGUUCUCGAAUUGGGGUGUAGAGAGAGAGAGAGAGAGGGAGGGAGAGGGAAGUGUGAGAAACGAAGCAGAUCGAAACCCCCUCUCUCCCCUUCCUGCAACUCUUUUGUUCCGACCAGUUUCCCACUAAACCCUAGAAACGACCAGCCUCAGUAUCGAGUCUCUUUUCUCCAGAGUCAAAAUGCUCUUACCCGGUGUACACAUGGAGACAUGAUUCGCCUAUUUACGCAUAAAUUGGGUAGAGGACACCGAGACAAGGUUCAACAGUUUAUGGCCAUAACUGGGGCAAGUGAAAAGGUUGCUCUCCAGGCUCUCAAAGCUAGUGAUUGGCAUCUUGAAGGGGCUUUUGAUCUUUUCUAUAGCCAGCCGCAAGUUAGAUCUGUUACUGAUUCCAGACAUCUUGAGGAAUUUUAUCAACGUUACAGAGAUCCUUAUGUCGACAUGAUUAUGGCUGAUGGCAUCUCCUUGCUUUGCAAUGACUUGCAGGUGGAUCCUGGGGAUAUUGUAAUGUUAGUAGUGUCUUGGCAUAUGAAGGCUGCCACCAUGUGUGAAUUUUCUCGGCCGGAGUUUAUAGGUGGACUACAAGCACUGGGGGUGGAUUCAAUUGAGAAGUUCCGAGAAAGAAUACCAUUUAUGCGCUCUGAGCUGAAGGACGAACAGAAAUUUCGUGAGAUCUACAACUUUGCAUUCAACUGGGCUAAAGAAAAGGGUCAAAAGUCAUUGGCGUUAGAUACAGCAAUCGGCAUGUGGCAGCUGCUAUUUGCUGAAAAACAGUGGCCAUUGGUUGACCAUUGGUGCCAAUUCUUACAGGCCAGACACAACAAAGCAAUCUCUAGGGAUACCUGGUCUCAGCUCUUGGAAUUUGCCAAGUCAGUUGACCCCAUGCUGUCGAAUUAUGAUGCCGAAGGUGCCUGGCCCUACCUGAUUGAUGAGUUUGUGGAAUAUUUGAUAGAAAAUGGCACUGUUCAGAAGGGCAGCUGAGACGGAUCUGAAACAGAAGGCCUUACUUGUGUAUACUAGCACUUUGUUUUAUCAAAAGCAAAUUCCAUAGGCCUGAUACAUUUCAAUAUCCUUACCAAGAAUGUAUCUGAUUUUUUUGGUUUUUUGAGACUUCGAUUUUGGUUGGAAUGGGCCAUUCUUUAAGGGCAGCUUGUCUUUGUAGUUUCUGCAAUUGCAUUUGGGGUGGUUUCUACUUUCCUCUGGGCUGUAUUUGAAUUAUCUUAAAUAACAGAACACUGUGAGCCUUAAAUGCAAGGAACAAUAGGGAAAUGUUUAUUUUUUCUUUCCUA